This is a messenger RNA of Macrobrachium nipponense, 5472 nucleotides long. It is a transcript of the gene Src42A, whose product is annotated as tyrosine-protein kinase Src42A-like. The coding region runs from base 195 to 1808 and encodes 537 amino acids. The record is from RefSeq and is a predicted model, not a curated record. Gene Ontology annotation, cellular component: extrinsic component of cytoplasmic side of plasma membrane. The transcript is spliced from 9 exons. Gene Ontology annotation, molecular function: ATP binding; signaling receptor binding; non-membrane spanning protein tyrosine kinase activity. NCBI's taxonomy places the organism in Eukaryota, Metazoa, Arthropoda, Malacostraca, Decapoda, Palaemonidae. Gene Ontology annotation, biological process: innate immune response; cell surface receptor protein tyrosine kinase signaling pathway; cell differentiation.
GUGUUGCCUUUAUUCCUCGGGAAAGUGGAAGUGGUAAUGGUGAGGGUGAGAUAUAUAGUCAACAUGGCGAAGAAAGUGUGAAAAAGUGAGGGCAUAUUUGAUCGUAAAUGGACGAAUAUGGUGAGGGGAAGUGCAAUGAAGUGAAGUGCAUUAGUUGUAAGAGGGAAUAGUACAAAAGAAAUCGAAAAGGAAAAAUGGGGAACUGCUUUAGCAGUAGUAAUCGCAGUGGGAAAAAGGACCCAACUAUUACUGACAGUCGGAGUAUCGCCUCUCCAAAUAAUCUGUUUACCGAACAGGUUCAGGCGCAACCAUUAACGGGACCUACUAUAAGUGAUCCAAGUGGUGCCACAAGGGGAACACAAGACACUCAUGCCCUCGGAGGGCGGCCAAUGAAUGGCCUCAAUCCAACUUUACCGUCAGUACCAGACCCUGAGGGAAGUGCAGCAGCAUUAUCUAAAGUGUUUGUAGCGUUAUAUGACUAUGAUGCACGCACUGACGAAGAUUUAUCGUUUAAGAAAGGUGAACAUUUGGAAAUUCUGAAUGAUACCCAGGGUGAUUGGUGGUUUGCAAGGUCCAAAGCUACAAAGCAAGAAGGAUAUAUUCCCUCAAAUUAUGUGGCCAAACUUAAAAGUAUAGAAGCUGAACCGUGGUACUUUGGUAAAAUAAAAAGAAUAGAAGCAGAAAAGAAAUUAUUACUACCUGAAAACGAACAUGGUGCCUUUUUAAUAAGAGAUUCAGAAAGUAGAAGAAAUGAUUAUUCCUUAUCAGUCCGAGACGGUGACACAGUGAAGCACUACCGAAUUCGUCAGCUCGAUGAGGGUGGUUUCUUCAUUGCACGAAGAACAACAUUUAGAACACUUCAAGAAUUAGUAGAACAUUAUAGUAAAGAUGCUGAUGGAUUAUGUGUAAAUCUUAGAAAGCCUUGUAUUCAGAUAGAGAAACCAGUCACUCAGGGAUUAUCCCACAACACACGGGACCAGUGGGAGAUUGACCGGUCGUCACUCAAAUUUGUUCGUAAACUUGGUCAUGGCCAGUUUGGAGAGGUUUGGGAAGGCCUCUGGAAUAACACCACUCCUGUUGCUAUCAAGACCCUUAAACCAGGUACCAUGGAUCCCAAAGAUUUCUUAGCUGAAGCACAGAUCAUGAAGAAACUAAGACACCAAAAAUUAAUACAACUUUAUGCAGUUUGUACCUUAGAGGAGCCCAUAUACAUUAUAACAGAACUUAUGAAGCAUGGCUCACUUCUAGAAUAUCUUCAAGGCAAGGGCCGUACCCUCAAACUUACCAACCUGAUUGAUAUGGCUGCUCAGAUAGCUGCUGGUAUGGCCUACUUGGAGUCACAAAAUUACAUUCAUCGUGACUUGGCUGCAAGAAAUGUCUUGGUUGGUGAUAGCAACAUUGUAAAGAUAGCAGAUUUUGGCCUUGCACGACUCAUUAAGGAGGAUGAAUAUGAGGCGAGGGUUGGAGCACGCUUCCCCAUCAAAUGGACAGCACCAGAAGCUGCUAAUUAUUCUAAAUUCUCAAUAAAGAGUGAUGUUUGGUCAUUUGGCAUCCUUCUGACUGAACUUAUUACAUAUGGGCGAAUACCUUACCCAGGUAUGACAAAUGCAGAGGUGUUGCAUCAGGUUGAACAUGGUUACCGCAUGCCGCCACCACCUGGCUGUCCCCCUGCCUUAUAUGAUAUCAUGGUUGAAUGCUGGCACAAGGAUCCAAUGAAGAGACCUACAUUUGAAACACUAACUUGGAAGCUAGAGGAUUUCUUCACCCUUGAAGGGUCGGAGUACAAAGAGGCUGCUGUGGCUUACUGACCUUCAGCCAUGAAGCCUCGCUCCGGGGGCUGCAAUGACAUGGAACUGUAUCCAGCAUUUACUUAGGUGAUGAGUUUUCUCUCCUCUACACACUGUUUAGUCAAUAAUGUGAGGGAGAAACAAACAAACAAACAAUAAAGAAAGGCUUUCUAUUUGACAGAUGAUGGACACCUGUAAUACCGUUUUUCAGAACCAGUAGUUUUUGCAGACAGUUGCAAAUUGAGGAGGUUAUUGCCGGUUGAAAAGAUUUUAGGCAUUUCAUACUUUGAAUUUAUUUUCUGAUAAACUAGGAAGAAAUAUUUCUUAAGAUCAAAUACAGAAGGUUUUUAAAAACUUGUCCUCUUUGUGUGUUCAUUGCAUUAUAGUUUGUUUUUCACCAUAGCUGAAGUGGUUAUUGUUACUAAAAACUGAGUAUUGUAGGUAUAUUUCAAACAAUAUGCCUUCAAUAAUUGUUAUCGAUAGUAAGAUAAGCAUAUCUGGGAUAAUAUCAUUGCGCAGAUAUGAAUGUUAUGCUAAUCAGAAGACCACAUUGUAUAAUGGGAGAUAAAAAUAAUUAUACAAGCUUCUCUUAUAAAUCUAGAAAAAUUCAAAUUGAAAAAUCAUAGUUCAUAAGAACAUAGAUGUAGUUUUGUGUUCUUUUGCAAGUUGAGCUUAAGCAAACAGUGUAUAGAAAUAACCUUUUAUUUCUUUCUUUUUUACAAAAUAGCUCAUAAUGGUCUCACAUUUAUUAAACUUGAGGAAAAAUUAGUUCACAUACCCAAUCCUGUGUAAGAGUCUUGAGAGAUAGUACUAUAUUUUGUAUGAUUUGAACAGUUCUGUAGUGACUGUUGAAUCAGUGUCAGGCUUUAAUAUAAAAAUAAGACUGAAAUUUGGGGAAGAUAUUUAGGCAAUUUAUUUUUAAAGAGAGUUGAAAGUUUCUGAAGUGAAAAUUGUGUUGUAGAUAACAGUAACAAUGUAUGUGCAGUCAGAAUUUUAAAGGCGUCAUUUUCAUAUAAUGAUAAUGUAUUUACUCAACCUUUUAAUGCUCAACUAUGGAAUGCAACAGGAAGACUAUUGUUUAGUAUGCAGUGAUAGGAUUAAAGAUGAAGGCUAAGGAAUAAGACUAUGUAUUGCAUGAAUUGGAUUUCCUGUGGUGUGAAUGCUUUCAAGUGUAAAACUUCAUGUAGUGUAGAAUUUCUAUAUUCUUUGGCAGUAUUGUACAAACUCUUUACUCUUAAAUCUCUCUGAAUACAGUAUUCAUUUGAGUUAUAUUUUGAAGAACAGAAAGAAUUCAAAUCAAAGAAAAGUUCAAGUUAGAACAUCAUAUGGGAGAUUUUAUGGAUUUAUAUGUUCUCUUUGAUUUUUUAUAUCAUUAUACUUUGCGUCCAUCUAAUAUUAGGCCUAACAGUGUAUAUUAGCUGCCACUUGCUUCCCUUCAAAGCAGUUUUUGAUAACGUGGGGAUUUAUGAGUCCAGUUACAUCAUUAUCAGAUUUCCUUUAAAAAAACUUAAUGUACCUGAUGUUAGAUGGGAUAAUUAGGAUAAAAGCUGUCGGUUGCAUUAUCUGCUACAAUGUCUUGCAUGAUGACGGAUGGUUCACACCAACUAGUCUUGAGCUUUUCUGCUUUUAUAUGACAUAAGAUUCUAAUUCAGUAUCAUCUUAAGAUGGAAAGAAUGUAAAUGUAAACAAAUGAUCUGAUUACUUUUUUAUUGGUUAAGAUUUAACUAGCAAUCAUUUAGAAUAAUUUAUGGCCACUCUCGACCUAAAUCAAAGCAAAUGCAGUAACUAUUUAAUUCCUAAAACCUAAUAGUCAGGUUUAUGUAAAGCUUACUUUUGAGCCCUGAGUUUCUUCAGGGAUUGAAGUGCUGUGAUCAUUUGAAGUUUCUUCAAACACUGUAACUUAACUUGACUUUUGCACAAUUUCCUUGUCUCCAGCAUCUUUGAUGAUGCUAUUAAAUCUACCUCCUAUUGCUUUGACUUGUGUGAUGCCUCGGUUCUGAAGAGCUAAUUUAGUGGUUUCCUAUUGAACAUGCAUUGGGUUUAGUUUCCUCUCACAUAACAGCACUUGCUACUUGCAUUUUUCAAUGUAAAUUCUCACAAUACAGCUGAUGCCACUAAAUUUGUCCUUGUUGUUUGGGGUAUUUGAAACAGGAACAGCCUUAUUUGCCAUGAGAUUUGACUGGGUGUAAGGAUACCAUAGUUGCUCAAGUGUAACUAGCUUUAUCCAUUUCAAAUAUUAACCAAGGUUUUUGUAGGAGAGGAAGGGAUCUCUACAUGGAAUGAUUUCCAGCUUAAGCAAGUAGUUUAGUACUGUAAUAUACUGUAGUAUUUGAUGCAGUACAAAAUAAAUGAAGGCCUUGGGACCCUAAGAGAAAGUGAGUGCUCACAUUGGAAUGCUUGAUUACUUGCCCCAAGUACCAUUUCAUUUAUCAUUAUCAUCUUACUAAUUUUCAUCACUAUUUUAAUCAUUCAUGAAAGUGUACUGUGUGUGCUUGGCAUGUUUUAUCCCACGUUUUUUUUUUUUUUUUUUUUUUUUUUUUUUUUUUUUUUUUUUUUUUUUUGGACCCCUUAGUCAUUUACAUUGUGUGCAAUUUGAGAAAGGGUGCAUUGCAUACAAGCAACAUUAUUAAACUAUUUAAUAAAAAUUGCACUUGAGCAAAUAUGGUAGUGAAGAGGUGAUGAGUGAAAGCAAGCUAGUAUUAAACUAAUUUUUGAUGGGAGUGAUCACCGACGGUGGUGUUUUGAGUUAACGCAAGUCCAUAAAGUAUUAUUGUUAAUGUAGUUUCCAACAAAAUGUAGGAAGUCUUGGUAGCUAAAUAGCAUUACUUUAAAAAUAAGAAAAAAUUUGUGAUGGAUCUCAAAAAUUGUUGGAUCAGUAAUAUGCAAAUUGUAAUGUUUUGAAGCUGUAUGAUUAUAUAUUUAGAAAUAUUAAGGGUUAUCUUUCUUAUUACUUAUCAUACACAAGUAUCCAAAAAGGGAUCAUUAAUGGACAUCAGCAAAAAUCAUCCAGGCAUUGGAAUUAAAAUGAUCAUUAACAAUAUUUUCACUGUAGUUGACAAACUCCUGAAAAACCAACUUCUGUAUUUGACGAGCAGCUCUAUGUUUUAUUCUUGAAAAUGUUCAUUAUCAUAUACAUAUUAGCAUCAGUAUUUCAUUCAUAAGCGCAUCCUUUUUUUUCUGACUCAUAUGUUCAUUAGAUGCCUGUGUAUGUAAUUGCCCAGACUUGUGUUUAAUUAUAAGAUGUAUACAUUGCAGCUUAAUGUAUCAGCUCUGUAUCCUUCGUAAUGGAUAUAAAAGCCUGCAUGAUGUUUAGGAAUAAAUCAAUAAAUAUUGUUCAGCUUUGUGGCAGCAGCAAAAAUAUGUAAAUUUGUAUAUCUUGUAUAGAGUAUAGUGCAUUUGUUAUGGUAGUGGACUGUGCAAGACACUCAGCUAAUGUAAACUUUGAGAUAAGUACUUUCUCUGUAUGCAGUUCUUGAACCCUUAGGAAAAUGUCUACACUGUAUAAUUUCAGUUCUGUUAGCCAUCAACUGCCAGAUCUAUCUUGAAUUUUGCAAUUGCAACUUAUCUAUAUGACUGAUGCUCUUAACUAUUCAGUAUGAAGUACAUGUAAAAUUCUGUAAAUUAUUUUAUUAAUGUACUGUGAAGUUGUAGUGGUUAGUUAAUUGAAAUUUGUUUUUAGUAAAUA